This is a messenger RNA of Sphenostylis stenocarpa, 169 nucleotides long. The record is from the annotation of a GenBank genome assembly. Lineage: Eukaryota; Viridiplantae; Streptophyta; Magnoliopsida; Fabales; Fabaceae.
AUGAGUCCAUGGUUUCACGAGAAAAUUGCUUCUGUUGCUGAGAACUAUGCGCGGCGCAAUGGAAAUUCUCUUCUUGGAGCUUCUUCUUGCAAGUGUGGGAAAAUCAGGAGGAUGGUUGGGUUGGAACACGGAGAGAAGAUUAUGUCACAAGAAUCGCUUAUAGCCUUUU